AUGGCAACCGCAGCAGGAAAAGUUGGAAAAUCAGUUCACCGCAUUUUUGUGGGAAAUCUACCUUGGACGGUGGGUCAUCAGGAGUUGCGAGGCUAUUUCAAAGAAUUUGGUCGCGUACUCAACGCCAACGUAAUCUUUGACAGGAAAACCGGCUGCUCCAAGGGCUACGGCUUUGUCAGCUUCAACAGUUUGCAGGCCCUCGAAAAGAUUGAAAACGAACAGAAGCACAUACUGGAGGGCAAUUACUUGAAUAUACAAAAGUCAUAA
Drosophila grimshawi is the source of this 267-nucleotide messenger RNA. RefSeq names its product SRA stem-loop-interacting RNA-binding protein, mitochondrial (gene SLIRP1). Gene Ontology annotation, molecular function: RNA binding. Bases 1 to 267 code for a protein of 88 amino acids. The record is from RefSeq and is a predicted model, not a curated record. The transcript has a single exon. NCBI's taxonomy places the organism in Eukaryota, Metazoa, Arthropoda, Insecta, Diptera, Drosophilidae.